GUUUCUUUCUCUUACCUUAUACCAUCACUCACGACUUUCAGCUCCAUGUUAAAGAACAGCGGAAUUAAUACAGUAUCCAUGCCUGGUCAGAACUACAGCACCAUAUCUGAAUUUAUCCUCUCUGGCUUCUCAGCCUGCCCCCAGCAGCUCCUGCCUAUCUUGUUCCUGCUGUACCUCCUGAUGUUCCUGUUCACAUUGCUUGGCAACCUUCUUAUCAUGGCCACAGUUUGGAUUGAACGCAGACUCCACACACCCAUGUACCUCUUCUUGUGUGCCCUCUCCAUCUCUGAGAUUCUGUUCACUGUUGCCAUCACCCCUCGCAUGCUGGCUGAUCUGCUUUUCACCCAUCGUUCCAUCACCUUUGUGGCUUGUGCCAUUCAGAUGUUCUUCUCCUUCAUGUUUGGCUUCACUCACUCCUUCCUUCUCAUGGUCAUGAGCUAUGAUCGCUACGUGGCCAUCUGCUACCCACUGCGUUACAACAUGCUAAUAAGUCCCCGUGGCUGUGCCCAUCUUGUGGCCUGGACCUGGGCUGGUGGCUCGGUCAUGGGGAUGAUGGUGGCAAUGAUAGUUUUUCACCUCACUUUCUGUGGGUCUAAUGUGAUCCACCAUUUUCUCUGUCAUGUGCUUUCCCUCUUGAAGUUGGCCUGUGGGAACAAGACAUCAUCUGUCAUCAUGGGUGUGAUGCUGGUGUGUGUCACAGCCCUGAUAGGCUGUUUGUUCCUCAUCAUCCUCUCCUAUGUCUUCAUUGUGCCUGCCAUCUUGAGGAUUCCUUCUGCUGAGGGCCGGCACAAGACUUUCUCCACUUGUGUAUCCCACCUCACUGUGGUGGUCAUGCACUAUAGUUUUGCCUCCCUUAUCUACCUCAAACCCAAGGGCCUCCAUUCUAUGUACAGUGAUGCCUUGAUGGCCACCACCUAUACUGUCUUCACCCCCUUCCUCAGCCCAAUCAUUUUCAGUCUAAGGAACAAGGAGCUGAAGAAUGCCAUAAAUAAAAACUUUUGCAGAAGGUUCUGCCCUCUAAGCUCCUAA
Pan troglodytes (chimpanzee) is the source of this 1029-nucleotide messenger RNA. It is a transcript of the gene OR10H3, whose product is annotated as olfactory receptor family 10 subfamily H member 3. Gene Ontology annotation, biological process: G protein-coupled receptor signaling pathway. Gene Ontology annotation, molecular function: olfactory receptor activity; G protein-coupled receptor activity. Gene Ontology annotation, cellular component: membrane. The transcript is spliced from 2 exons. The coding region runs from base 46 to 1029 and encodes 327 amino acids. Lineage: Eukaryota; Metazoa; Chordata; Mammalia; Primates; Hominidae. The record is from RefSeq and is a predicted model, not a curated record.